Triplophysa dalaica is the source of this 3713-nucleotide messenger RNA. It is a transcript of the gene serinc2l, whose product is annotated as serine incorporator 2, like. The record is from RefSeq and is a predicted model, not a curated record. Bases 119 to 1486 code for a protein of 455 amino acids. Lineage: Eukaryota; Metazoa; Chordata; Actinopteri; Cypriniformes; Nemacheilidae. Gene Ontology annotation, cellular component: membrane. The transcript has 10 exons.
AAAGCAGAUGGCUUCAAGCGUCUGAAGCAGUUAGAGGAAGUCACGGGAAGAGACUGAAAGCUUCCACCGCAUCUCUUCAAUAUUUUCACGGUUUUGGAUCAUUUAUAUUUUGUAGAAGAUGGGGGCCUGUAUGGCGUUGUGCUCUAUUGCGAGCUGUGCCUCAUGUUUGUGUGGCUCCGCUCCGUGUCUGCUGUGUGGCUGCUGUCCCUCUUCCAACAACUCCACUGUCACCCGGCUGGUCUUCUCUUUCUUCCUCCUGCUGGGAACAAUGGUGUCUGUGAUAAUGAUCUUACCUGGCAUGGAGGCACAGCUUAGCAAGAUUCCUGGCUUUUGUCAAGGAGGAACCACGAUACCAGGAAUACAGAACCAGGUUAACUGCGAUGUUAUUGUGGGAUACAAAUCAGUCUACCGCAUGUGCUUUGCUAUGGCUUGCUUCUUCUUCCUGUUCUCUGCUAUUAUGAUCCGCGUACGGAGCAGCAAAGACCCUCGUGCUGCCAUUCAAAACGGGUUUUGGUUCUUCAAGUUUCUGAUCCUUGUUGGUAUCACAGUCGGAGCCUUUUUCAUCCCAGAUGGAACAUUUCACAAUGUUUGGUUCUACUUUGGUAUUGUGGGCUCCUUCAUUUUCAUCCUGAUCCAGCUCAUCCUUCUGAUUGACUUUGCCCACUCCUGGAACGAAGUGUGGGUGAGGAAUGCCGAGGAGGGCAAUACAAAGUGUUGGUUCUCAGGUCUGUUGUUCUUCACUAUCCUACAUUACGCCCUGGCGUUUACGGCUAUCGUCCUGUUUUAUGUGUACUACACGAAACCCGACAACUGCACUGAACACAAGUUCUUCAUCAGCUUCAACCUUAUUCUCUGCUUCAUCGUUUCUGUGGUUUCUAUUCUGCCCAAAGUGCAGGAUGCUGCACCUCAGUCUGGUCUGCUUCAGUCAUCUAUUAUUACUCUGUACACUAUGUACGUCACCUGGUCUGCCAUGACUAACAAUCCUGAUCGAGAAUGUAACCCCAGUCUACUCAGCCUGGUGUCCAAUGUUAGCACAGCCGGGGCCACGCCCACAAGCUCCCCAGGGACAGUGCAGUGGUGGGAUGCUCAAGGCAUUGUGGGAUUGGUCAUCUUCCUAUUUUGCACAUUUUAUGCAAGCAUCCGUUCAUCCAGCAACGCUCAGGUGAACAGGCUGAUGCAGACAGAGGAAGGGAAGGGCUCUGAGGGCUUUGAGGAGGUGGCUGAGGACGGUGUGCGGCGUGCCAUGGACAACGAGGAAGACGCUGUCACAUACAGCUACUCCUUUUUCCACUUCCACCUUUUCCUGGCCUCUCUCUACAUCAUGAUGACUCUCACCAACUGGUACAAACCUGACACCACCACUCAGGCCAUGCAAAGCACAAUGCCUGCUGUGUGGGUGAAGAUCAGCUCCAGCUGGCUAGGUCUGGCCGUCUACCUGUGGACUCUUGUGGCUCCUCUCAUCUUGCCCAAUCGAGAAUUUAGCUAAGCUGGCGUGCCUCUCACCCAUUCAUAACUGUUUUUGUUGAGUAUAUAAAAAAACUCCAAAAACAAUGGAACUAAACUACGAAAGCAAUUCAAUAUCAAAAGUGAUUAACUAACCUCAAGAUCAAAUCUUAAAAAAAUCCUUUACUGUACACUACAUGUUCAUUUUUCUCUUGGUUAUUAAGAUUAUAGGGCUAUUCGGUUAAAAACUGCAUGGUAAACACAUGUAUAUACUGUUGCAAGUAUUUUAAUAGGUGCAAAGAUAAAUUCUGAAAUGUUGUGCUGAAAAUUGCACACUAAAGAUUAUCGGACACCUUCUGGCGCAUGUUCUUAAAGUGAUAGUUCACCCAAAAAGUCAUCAUUUACUCCCUCUCAUGUUAUUACAUACCUAUAUAAAUUAUUUGUUCUGAUGACGGCAGAGAAAGAUAUUUGGAAGAAUGUUAGCCAUUUUCAAUUCUGUGACAUCAUUGACUGCCACAUUGUAUGGUAGUCAAAGGUUCCCCAAAACGGAUAUUCUUCAAAAUAUCUCACUUUGUGUUCAACAGAACAACAAAAUAUACAAUAUUCUAUUGCAGUGGAUGAUGUCACAGAACUGAAAAUUGCAAACAUUCUUACAAAUAUAUUUCUUUGCUUAAACAGAACAAAGAACUGUAUAAAGGUUUGAAACAACCUGACGGAGAGUAAUUGAAAAUAAAAAUAAUUUGUAUUUUUGGGUGAACUAUCCCUCUUAAGUACAAUCCUUUCUGUGUAUGAAUAAUCUUCACAUCGCUGACCUCUGUAUAUGCGUGCUGUGUCCUCUUUCCUAUCUCUUAAUGUAGUGCGAUCAGCAGCCUCCAGCUGACUCUGUGUCCCCACACAUCAUGUAUAAAUGGGCUAAAUGAAUGAAAUGGGUUAGAUCAAUAUGUAGCUUCUACUGUGCUGUCGAUACAGAUUCAUUUAUCCCCACAUGCCUCUUAAGAGUUUGCUUUUAUAUAUAAAGUCAUUAUUGCCUGUUUAAUUUUGAUAAGUUUAUGGUGACGUCACUGCUUUUAUGUUUAAAAGGGGUAAGAUUCUCGAACAAGAAGCCACACAUUUCAGUGCAAUUACACUUAAUAUCUGGUCGACAGACCAUCAUAUAUGCAUGUUACUGCUGCUAGACACCUACACUACCUGAAGAGGAAAUCCUUUAUUUAGCAUUUUAACAUCAGGGUCUUCUUCAAUAUUCUGUAUAAUACACAGUCUCUAUCGUAGACUACAAUUCUAUGAUAUUGCAGACUUUGUUGUGAAGCAGUGUCAGAGGUGGUGAGGGGCUUGUGCAGGGGGAUUUUUUUCCCCCGAGUCCUCUAUAGAGCCCCAUAGAGCUUGUGCAUGCAGAAGAUAAGCCCAAAACGACACACCCUUUUUGUUCAACAAACAGCACUUUUGGUUCACACGGAGUCUCUUACUUCCUUGAACACACAGAUUGUGCUUUAAUAUUGGUCACGUAUCCAAAAUAAUACAAUGAAUAUGGUGGUGUCAGUCCAUCAGAGGCAGAUGUUUUCCUGAUGUGCUUGUCGUUCAGCAAAAUUGGGUGCGAUAGGAGUACCUAAAUAACCUGUGGCUGGAAAAACUUUCUUAAUAUAAUAAUUACACGUAGAUUUAUAGUUUAGGGCUGGAUAGUAUGUGGAUCAUUGAUGUGUUUAAUUUGUAGAUGUCUUUUUAGAAUUAAUAACGCUAAUCUUUCCAUUUGUGACGACCUUUCGGUUUCCUUUUAUUUCUGUUUUAUUAACCAGAAUUUAUUUUUCGUGUAAGCACAUGCUGGAGUCAAAUUUUUUUUCAGUUUUGUGGACCUGGUUUUCAAAUUGUCAAAGUAACAUUUCUGAACGUUUAUAAUUUUUAACCUGUAAAAUUUUGAAAACAUGAAGUUGACACUAUAUAGGUAUUGUAGAUGUUGUAGAUAUGUUAUUGUGCUUGUGACCGCAAAUUGUAACCUUUUCACACCGUAACAGUUUUACACAAGCAUGACAAGUCAUUUGUAAUCUAUUAGUAGAAGCAACAACAUUGUUCAUCCUGUGUAAAAUUCUUCAUGUGCCUUAUUAAAAGUAACCUGGUUUAUUUAGACCUGUGAAAAAGUGCCUUUGCUGUUUUGUAACAUUUCGUUUUCUUCAUACCAUUGACUGGACUACAGUAUGUGUAAGUAAUAUUUCAGCGAUCUGGUGUUCGGUCUGUGCUAAUGCUGUGUAUAUUUCAAUAAACUUGUAUAUUGAAAUGUU